Messenger RNA from Musa acuminata AAA Group (dessert banana), 1525 nucleotides. Its product is annotated as protein ETHYLENE-INSENSITIVE 3-like 1a. The coding region runs from base 2 to 1525 and encodes 507 amino acids. The transcript has a single exon. The record is from RefSeq and is a predicted model, not a curated record. Gene Ontology annotation, cellular component: nucleus. Lineage: Eukaryota; Viridiplantae; Streptophyta; Magnoliopsida; Zingiberales; Musaceae. Gene Ontology annotation, molecular function: DNA binding; DNA-binding transcription factor activity.
CAUGUUCGAUACCCCCUUGCCAGAUUUGGUAGAGACCGAUGGGCAUGAAGCUGAGAGGCUCAGGAUUCGCAUAUGGAAUGACAUUAUACGACUGAAGCACUUGAAGGAGCAUCACAAGUGCAAGAUGAUCCAGCAAAGCAGUGCAUCCUUGCUCGAUUACUCGCAAGAACAGUCACGGAGGAAGAAGCUGGCCCGGAACCUGGAGAAGAUACUGAAUGAGAUGCUGGAGUUGGUGGAAGAGGGCCUCGCUCAAGGCUUCAUCUACGGCAUUGUACCCUACAAAGGAAAGCCUGUCAGUGGAGUCUCUAAUAACCUUCGUAAAUGGUGGAAGGAAACCGUUCGAUUCGAUCGGAACGGCCCAGCUGCGAUCAGCACGUAUCAGAGAGACAGCUGCACCCACGUCAUAAGCAAGGAGAACACCUCGGAGUUCUCCGUGCCCGAUGCACUGCAGGAACUGCAGGACACCACGUUGGGUUCGCUUUUAUCCGCCUUGAUGCCAUACUGUGACCCUCCUCAGCGGAGGUUCCCUCUGGAGAAGGGCAUUCCACCACCGUGGUGGCCCAACAUGUCGGAGGAGUGGUGGCGGGAGAUGGGCGUGCCCAAGGAUCCAAGUCCUCCACCCUACAAGAAGCCGCAUGACCUGAAGAAAGCAUGGAAAGUAAGCGUUUUGAUCGCGGUCAUCAAGCACUUGAUGCCGGACAUUGAGAAGAUCCAACGGCUCAUCGAGAAGUCCAAGGGCCUUCAGGAUAAGAUUACAGCGAGGGAAGUUGACAUACUGAACGCCGUUCUUAGACAUGAACUGAAGAAGUAUUUCGGGCACCAACAUAAUUCUCCUCCGUCUCCUCCAUCCAUGGUGGGGCAAAGCUGCAGGGAGGCUGUGGGGGAUGCCUCCACUUCCCGUAUCGAUGAGCAGCCUAUCUCGGAGGCCAUGCAGGAGGAAUCCAUGAAUGUGACGCAAUACUUAGCCAUGGACGUGAACAUGUUUACGAGACCGAACCUUACAAGCUAUGAACUUGGACCUCAAGAUCAAUCUCGAGGAAGUAUUCACCAAGAUAAAUUCGGACACAUUCAUCAUUGUGUAGCUUCAGCUUCUCAUGGCAAUCAGCCACUGGCAAAUCCAUAUGGUCCCUGUGUGCCUGUGGCGGCUGAUAGCCCUGUCCUUCCGAGUGGAGGUAUUGAGAUGAGACAUCAAGGAACUUCCAGUUCUGACAUGCAUCUCUUUCAGACAAGACUAAAUCAGGACCAAGCUCCUCUCCCGGAAGUGAUGAAGGUGGAAAUAGAUCCUCUUUUUUCAAGUUCAGUUCAAGAAGAUGAAACGGGGACAAGCAUCACCAGAGAACUUGCCAACUUAAUGCAACCUCAGAUCUUCCCCAGUGAUGAGACAGCAUCUUUUGAAUCCAUCUUUGGACAUAAUUUUGACAUCGGUCCUGCUUCUUACUUCUCAACCACGGACCAAUCUAGUCGAAUACCAUAUUCAUUUCAUGAACUGGAUGAAUAUGACUGGUCCAAAGAUUUCGGGAACUGA